Hibiscus syriacus is the source of this 1146-nucleotide messenger RNA. Its product is annotated as glycine-rich cell wall structural protein-like. Lineage: Eukaryota; Viridiplantae; Streptophyta; Magnoliopsida; Malvales; Malvaceae. The record is from RefSeq and is a predicted model, not a curated record. Bases 4 to 1008 code for a protein of 334 amino acids. The transcript is spliced from 2 exons.
UUAAUGCUCAACAUUGGCAAAAAGAGCUUUGGGGUAUUUGGUUUUGGUUUAAGAAAGAUGAGGAUGGGGAAAUUAUUUUCCAAAAGACUUGGAGUGUUUGUUAUAAUAUUUGUGUUUGCCAUAGCGAUAGCAGAAUGCCGAAAACUUGAGCAGACCCUUGGAGGUGGUUUUGGUGGAGGAGCUGGAGGCGGUAUCGGUGGUGGCCAUGGUGGUGGUUUAGGUGGAGGUUUUGGAGGUGGGGCUGGCGGUGGUGUUGGAGGUGGUGGUGGUGGUGGUUUUGGAGGUGGAAUCGGUGGUGGUGUUGGAGGUGGAGUUGGAAAAGGUGGAGGCAUUGGAGGAGGAGGCGGAGCUGGCGGUGGUGUAGGUGGAGGACACGGAGGUGGUGCAGGUGGUGGAGGAGGUAUUGGUGGUGGUGUAGGUGGAGGACAUGGAGGUGGAGUUGGUGGAGGUAUUGGAGGAGGAAAAGGUGGAGGUAUUGGUGGUGGUGUAGGUGGAGGACAUGGAGGUGGUGCUGGCGGUGGUUUUGGAGGAGGAAAAGGUGGAGGCAUUGGUGGUGGUGUAGGUGGAGGACAUGGAGGUGGUGCAGGCGGUGGCUUUGGAGGCGGCAUAGGUGGAGGACAUGGAGGUGGUGUUGGCGGUGGUUUUGGAGGAGGAAAAGGUGGAGGCAUUGGUGGUGGUGUAGGUGGAGGACAUGGAGGUGGUGCAGGCGGUGGCUUUGGAGGCGGCAUAGGUGGAGGACAUGGAGGUGGUGCAGGUGGUGGCGGUGGCUUUGGAGGCGGCAUAGGUGGAGGACAUGGAGGUGGUGCUGGCGGUGGCGGCGGCUUUGGAGGCGGCAUAGGUGGAGGACAUGGAGGUGGUGCUGGCGGUGGUUUUGGAGGAGGAAAAGGUGGAGGUAUUGGUGGUGGUGUAGGUGGAGGACAUGGAGGUGGUGCAGGUGGUGGUGGUGGCUUUGGAGGUGGUGUAGGUGGUGGAGGCGGUGCUGGUGGAGGAAUUGGAGGGGGAUUUUAGUUGCCAAAUGUUGCAUGCUAAAAAAUAUUGUAACUUGUACACGUGCAUACUAAUGCAUGGUGUAAUUGAUACGGCAUGACAUAAUGCCGUACUAAUAUUAUUGAGCAAAAUAAGGAAGUUUUCUAGUUUCUAUUACAA